Messenger RNA from Effrenium voratum, 612 nucleotides. Lineage: Eukaryota; Dinophyceae; Suessiales; Symbiodiniaceae. The record is from the annotation of a GenBank genome assembly.
AUGGAUUUUACCAAGGUGGUCAGUGAUGGCUAUGCCUCUGGCGAGAGUACCUACUCUGCAGACACAGGCGUUUGCUGUUGCCUGGCAUGGCGACUGACAAAGGCUUGCCAGGCCGGCAUCCGCAAAGAGCAGCUGCGGGCGUUGCACCUGGAGAUCCAGUCCUUCCGGGAGCUGCUGGGCGCCACGGCCGUGGAGGUGGCAGCCAGCCACGGCGCGCUUCAGUGCAAGGACUCGAGGCACCUGGCGAUCAGCGCGGAAGACGUGGCCCUGCGCCUGGGUCAGCUGCUCUGCGUGUGGUGCGCGCAGCAGGAGCCCUGCAUCGAGAUCACGGUUGGCAUGCACACUGGAGGUUUAGACAUCAUCCACCUGCCGGGGGGCUCCAAGCUGUACGUGGGCUCAAGCCUUCAUGGCGCCACUGAACUUGCCAAUGACGACUACUACGAGUUCACGCCGGGCAUUCUCAGAGGUCUUUGUGACCCAGAGCACUUGAAAUCCUUGCAGGUACCUCUGGCUGAGGCCUUCAAAGGCUACACGCUGCGGCAUGUACGCGGGCAGGCACCGGAGCCCGGACAAAAUUGGGCGGGGCUUCAGCCACUGGUGACGCCCAGAUAG